GGAAUCCCAAACAAACCCCUCGGGAAGGGCUGGAAAGCUGAGCCCGGCCGGGAGCUGCGCUCGUGACGCCUGUGAGCAGCUCCCGGCUGACACGGCCCAGCAGCUGCCACCCCCUGCUCCUGCCACCCCCUGCUCCUGCCACCCCCUGCUCCCGCCCGGGCCUUCGCAGCCGCUCAGAUGCGCCGGGAUUUCGGGAGCCCUCGGGAAUCACCGGCCGGGCUCCGCCGAGAGCAGCGGGCCAGGGCGGGAUGGAGGAGAGCAAACCCCUGAAGGUCCGUCUGGCGUUCACCGUGCUCCUGGUGGGCGUCUCGCUCCUGUUUGCGGCCGUGGUGACGGAUCACUGGGCCGUGCUGAGCCCCAGGGUGGAGCAGCUCAACGCCAGCUGCGAGGCCGCUCACUUCGGGCUGUGGCGACUCUGUACCAAGCGGAUUUUUAUGCAGGAGGAAGGUCCCAAAGAGAAGGGCUGUGGGCCCAUAAGCCUGCCAGGAGAACACAACUGCUCCUAUUUCAAGCACUUCACACCAGGACAGAGCUCAGAGAUAUUUGAAGUGACCACCCAAAAAGAAUACAGCAUUUCAGCUGCAGCCAUUGCCAUCUUCAGCGUUGGCUUUGCAAUCAUCGGAACAAUCUGCGUCCUCUUGUCCUUCAGGAAGAAGAGGGACUAUCUGCUGAAGCCUGCCUCCAUGUUCUACACCUUCGCAGGUCUCUGUAUCAUCAUCUCCGUGGAAGUCAUGAGACAAUCCGUGAAGAGGAUGAUUGACAGUGAGGAGACAGUCUGGAUAGAGUACAGCUACUCCUGGUCCUUCGCCUGUGCCUGCGCCGCCUUCGUCCUGCUCUUCGUCUGCGGCAUCACCCUCCUCCUCAUCGCGCUGCCCCGCUUCCCCCAGAACCCCUGGGAGACCUGCAUGGAUGCAGAACCAGAGCACUGAUGUUCCCAGCACCUAUGAAAGAAGCCAGAAAGCGUUUGGAAAAUAUUUGUAUUUUUUAAAACGUCUGGAUCUCACUACACGGUGUGCACUCCAUUACCUAAGUCAUUACUGUACCAAGGCAUGUUCUAUUGUCAUUAUUGCUUUUUUUUUUCUCCUUUUUUUUCUUUUUAAGGAAGCAGAAAGAGCACUCAGGACCAGCAUGGGCCAUGGAGUUGGGGAGGGGAGACCCAGGAAUGCAGGGAGGGGACCUGAGAGUGCAGGGCUGGGAUGUGCAUCCGUCGUGGAUGAACAGCACAUCCCAACCUGGGGAUGCCUCAUCCUGUUAUAUUAACAUCCACCCUGCCCUGUUCUAUUAAACAGUUAAAGGAAAAACAAAUCCCAAAUAACUUCCCCCAGCAUUGGGAUAAAAAUUUAUCCUACAGAUUUACACCCUGCAGUUCCUUUCUUUUGAAUUAAGCACAAAAAGCCCGCAAGAUACAGUUUCUGUUCUGCUCAAACUUUGAUAGGAGAGCCAAGAAGUACUGAACAUUAAGAGUGGUAUUUUUCCUUUAAUAAAAAGCAUAAUCUUCCAGUA
Messenger RNA from Apus apus (common swift), 1503 nucleotides. RefSeq names its product calcium voltage-gated channel auxiliary subunit gamma 1 (gene CACNG1). The transcript is spliced from 4 exons. NCBI's taxonomy places the organism in Eukaryota, Metazoa, Chordata, Aves, Apodiformes, Apodidae. Gene Ontology annotation, biological process: regulation of calcium ion transmembrane transport via high voltage-gated calcium channel; calcium ion transmembrane transport. Gene Ontology annotation, molecular function: voltage-gated calcium channel activity; calcium channel regulator activity. Gene Ontology annotation, cellular component: L-type voltage-gated calcium channel complex; membrane. The coding region runs from base 249 to 929 and encodes 226 amino acids. The record is from RefSeq and is a predicted model, not a curated record.